Arachis ipaensis is the source of this 3275-nucleotide messenger RNA. RefSeq lists its product as uncharacterized. NCBI's taxonomy places the organism in Eukaryota, Viridiplantae, Streptophyta, Magnoliopsida, Fabales, Fabaceae. The record is from RefSeq and is a predicted model, not a curated record. Gene Ontology annotation, molecular function: protein binding.
AUCUACUACACAAAAGGAACACAUCCGCAUCCAGCCAUCCAGCAACCAAAAGUCCAAAACAGACACAAAGAAGAGGCAUUUGUAUCCGAUCCCUCUAAUAGUCUAAUCUCUCUCUGUCUCUCUCUCUCUCUCUCUCAUUGGAUCUAAGUUGCGAAGGCAGGUUCCAACCCCCAUUCAUCUCUAGCACCAUUAGAUCCAAUUCCUGAAAUCUUGAUCCGAUCCAUUUCCUUCAUGGGCAUUCUCUUACACCCAAAUGGGAAUGCCCACAAUAAUAAACCAUGACCAAACCCAUCGUUGACCAAGAAGAAGAAGAAGAAGAAACCCACACUUUGUUCUACGACUCCCACGACCGUUUACUAUCGUCCUCUACCUCUUCAUCUAACUCCGACGACGACACCGCAACUUCCCCUCAAAACGACACCAACACUGCCAAAAACGACAGCACUAACAACUCCAACUCUAGCUCCCCCACUCAUGCCUUGGCCAUGUGCAGGUACGAUAUAUGGAUCUCGGAACCCUCCUCCGUCUCCGAACGCCGUUCUCGCCUCCUCCGCCACUUCGGCCUCCCUGCUCGAUCGGUCUCCUCGCAACACCUCCACCGCGUCGCCGCCGACACAACCUCCGCAGCCUCUGCUGCCGCCGCCAUUCUCCGAUCCAAAUCCGAGAGCGCCGCGGAUCGGUGUGAUUUGCAGGUGCCAGCUCAGCAGCCUGCAAUUCGAUCGGUUUGCCGCUCUGGCGACGCCGGUUCGGUUGUAAAUAACGGUAAUUGCAGCGCUAAUGGCAAUGUCUCAACGGUCAUCGAUUCGCGGGGCAAGAGCAAUGAAACUCGGAGAGAGAUUGAGAGUGUGGAAGAGGAAGCGUGCACUAUAAAGGAUCUUGAUAACGGGAAGGAGUUUGUGGUGAAGGAGGUGAGGAAAGAUGGCACGUGGAAGAAGCUUAGGGAAGUUGGAACUGGAAGGCAUUUGACUAUGGAGGAAUUUGAGAUGACUGUUGGGCAUUCCCCAAUUGUUCAGGAACUAAUGCGGCGGCAAAAUGUCGAAGAUGGUAAUGGAGAUGGAGAUGGAGAUGCGGUUGAUUUGAAUUCAAAUGAUUGUAGCCGCAGUGGUGGCGGUGGUGAUAGUGGUGGUGAGAGUAAGGUGAAGAGAAGGGGGAGUUGGUUUAAGAGUAUAAAGAGUGUGGCGAGUUCGGUAGCCGCAGCGGGGCAUAAGGAGAGGUGGAGUAGGAGUGGUGAUGAGAGGGAUACAUCGUCCGAGAAAGGUGGCCGGAGGUCCAGCUCCGCGACAGAUGAUAGCCAGGAUGGCAGUUCAUUUCUUUGUCCUGAAAGAGUGAGAGUGAGGCAAUAUGGGAAAUCAUGUAAGGAGCUGACAGGGCUUUACAAGAGCCAGGAGAUACAGGCUCAUGAGGGAUCAAUUUGGAGCAUAAGGUUUAGUUUGGAUGGGAGGUAUCUUGCAAGUGCGGGCGAGGAUUGUGUGAUCCAUGUUUGGCAGGUUGUAGAAACUGAGAGGAAAGGGGAGCUGCUGCUGAUGGAGAAGCCCGAAGACGCCAAUGUGAAUAUGUUGUUUAUCAUGAAUGGGUCGCCGGAGCGGGCUACGCUGUCCCCUAGCAAGGAGAGUAGCCUUGAGAAGAGGAGAAGGGGGAGGCCAUCUGUUAGCAGGAAGUCAUUGAGUUUGGACCAGUUAGUUGUGCCAGAAACUGUUUUUGCGCUCACGGAGAAACCCAUUUGCUCUUUCGAAGGCCAUCUCGACGAUGUGCUUGACCUCUCCUGGUCCAGGUCUCAGCACUUGCUCUCGUCUUCGAUGGAUAAAACAGUGCGGCUAUGGCAUUUGUCUAGCAAGUCGUGUUUGAAAAUUUUUUCACACAGUGACUAUGUGACUUGCAUCCAGUUCAAUCCUGUUGAUGAUAGAUACUUCAUUAGCGGAUCUUUGGAUGCUAAGGUUCGCAUAUGGAGCAUUCCUGAUCGGCAAGUCGUGGAUUGGACUGAUCUGCAUGAAAUGGUCACUGCUGCAUCUUAUACACCUGAUGGUCAGGGUGCACUUGUUGGUUCAAUCAAGGGUAGCUGCCAUUUAUAUAAUACAUCUGAAAAUAAGCUGCAACAGAAAAGUCAGAUCAAUCUGCAGAACAGGAGAAAGAGAUCGAGGAAAAUUACUGGCUUCCAGUUUGCCCCAGGAAGUUCAUCUGAAGUACUCAUUACAUCUUCAGAUUCUCGAAUUCGGGUUGUUGAUGGCGUUGAUCUGGUUCAUAAGUUUAAAGGGUUUCGGAAUUCGACUAGCCAAAUUUCAGCCUCCCUCACAGCAAAUGGUAAGUAUAUUGUCGCUGCAAGUGAGGAUUCCCAUAUAUACAUAUGGAGAAAUGAAGCUGAUUGCAGACCUAACAGAAGUAAAGCUGUCACCGUUACAAGCUCAUAUGAGCAUUUUCACUGUAAAGAUGUAUCAGUGGCCAUCCCGUGGCCUGGUAUGGAUUAUGCAUGGGAGAUGCAUGAUACGUUUUCUAGGGAACAGCCUGAGUUCGAUGAUAAUGUGGAUGAGGUCUCAUCGGCCAACCAUCCCCCUACCCCUGUAGAGGAAGAUAUUGGUACUGAGGGCUCACAAUCUGCAUCAGGUUGCAACAAUAGUCCACUUCAUGGAACUAUUGCAGGUGCAACAGACAGUUAUUUUUUUGACAGAAUUUCAGCAACAUGGCCAGAUGAAAAACAACUUGCUGCUACGAGGAACCGAAGCUCCCAAAUCAGUGUUGAUUUAUCUAGUAACGCAGUGAGUCAAAACAUGUCAGCCUGGGGCAUGGUCAUCGUAACUGCCGGCCUUCGAGGGGAAAUUCGAACUUUCCAAAACUUCGGAUUGCCACUGGGCGUAUAAAACGUGUGGGUUGAAGUGGGGGAGACUUCACUGUCUCAUUAUUGGGUGAAAAGUUGUACAGAGUGAUAUUGGGUGAGAGAAUAUUAGGCUGAGUUCCAUUUCUUUCGCUGUUCUUUUUGGUGUUAUUGGUUGAGGAGAUGUGUUGUAUUUCCAAUCAGUCGUCUGAGAAAAACAAGAAGGGAAAAAAAAUGAGAAAAAGAAAAAAAAAAAAAAAAUAGAAAGGAAGAAAACAGGAAAAGGUACAUAUGGAAUGGAAUUUGGAAAUCAACGAAUGCAUGUGAUGGGGAAAUGUAGAUUAACGAGCAAGGGAAAAGCUUAUUAAAUUAGAAAUGAUGAUUCUUUUACAUUUGUUCAUAUUAGUCUUGUUAUGAAUUCUUUUGUCUAUUGAAAUCAAAUUCAAUAAAACAGUAUGGUUACAAUUCC